Chroicocephalus ridibundus (black-headed gull) is the source of this 2508-nucleotide messenger RNA. RefSeq names its product transmembrane protein 198 (gene TMEM198). Gene Ontology annotation, biological process: positive regulation of canonical Wnt signaling pathway. The transcript has 5 exons. The record is from RefSeq and is a predicted model, not a curated record. NCBI's taxonomy places the organism in Eukaryota, Metazoa, Chordata, Aves, Charadriiformes, Laridae. Bases 180 to 1283 code for a protein of 367 amino acids. Gene Ontology annotation, cellular component: plasma membrane; cytoplasmic vesicle.
CGGAGCUGUCCGCUCAGCACCGGGCGGCGGGGCCGCCCCGCCGGCAUGCGCGGGGGCCGGGGCCGGGAGCGCCGGGCGCCGCCGCGGGGCCGCCGCCGCUGCGGGGCCGGGAGCGCAGCCGGGGCGGGUGCCAGGGUGCAGUUUUGCCAGCGAGCCAUGGGGCAGGAGCGGAGAUUUUGAUGCCUCUCCCGGGAGUCCCCAGAGCCAUGACUGCAACUGUGCAGACGCUGCGGUUCAAGCUGCUGCCGCACGAGCCGGGCCAGGAGUGGGGGCACAACUGCCAGCAGGAAAUUGAGCGUCGCUACCAGGUGGUGCCCUCGGUGGUGUGCGCCAUGUGCUGCCUCUUCGGCAUCAUCUACUGCUUCUUCGGCUACCGCUGCUUCAAGGCCGUCAUGUUCCUGACGGGGCUGAUGUUUGGCUCCAUCAUCAUCUUCAUGCUGUGCUACAAGGAGCGGGUGCUGGACACGCAGCUGAGCGUGGAGGCCUCGGUGGGCAUCGGGCUGGGCAUUGGGGUCCUGUGCGGGCUGGUCACCAUGCUGGUGCGCAGCGUCGGCCUCUUCAUGGUGGGGCUGCUCCUGGGGCUACUGCUGGCGGUGGCCACGCUGGUGGUGAUGGAGCAGUUCUACCACCCACCAACGGUGUGGAUCCCCAUCGCGCUGCUCCUGGGUGUGGGGAUGCUCUUCGCCGUCCUCACCCUGCAGUGGCAGCGCUUCUUCACCACCCUCUCCACCGCCGUCUUCGGCAGCGCCAUCAUGACCGUCACCGUCGACUACUUCAUCGAGCUCUUCCUCCUGGUGCAGUACAUCUACGAGCGCAUCAAGGUGGCCCCCGCUCGCCCCGUGUGCUGGUACAGCUGGGUCAUCCUGGGCGUCUGGCCGCUCCUCACCAUGCUGGGUGUCCUGGUCCAGUGGAAAGUCACAGCUGAGGGCUACUCCCACACAGAAGUGAUCAUCAGCCGGCAGCAGCGCCGCGUGCAGCUGAUGCGCAUCAAGCAGCGGGAAGACCGAAAGGAGAAGAAGAAGAAGCGGAGGCCCCACCACCCACCACCCCACCAGCACAAAGCCCACCCGCCCGAGCCCGCCUACCGCCGCAAGCCCAACCCCGUGCGCCGCUUCGAUGGGGACGUGCUCUCCCCCAGCUACAUCCAGAGUUUCCGAGAGCGGCAGACGGGACCCUCCCUGAACAGCCUCAUCGCCAGCUCCCACGCUGUGGUGGACCUGGACUAUGACUGCAGCUCCACCGUGCCCCUCACCACGGGCUCCGGCCCCGCCGUGCGGGUAUAAGCCAACCCAGUGACCUCGAGUGACACCAGCACCCCAGCCUGCUCCGACAGACCCCCUGGGACAGGCGGGGCUGUGCCCUCAGCCCCGGGCAGCCAUGCAUCCUCAGGGAUGCGGAUGGAGACCCUUCCUGGGGACGUGUGGGACUUGGCUGGGCAAGGCCCGGCUGCCCGCCGGGUCCAGAGGUGCUGGGGGGAGCCCUCCGGGAAGGCCUCAGACCAAGGACUGGGGACACCAGCACCUGUGGACAUGUGGUGCGAACGGCUCUGCUGGGUUGGGGGGUCCCUGAGCCCCCACUGCUGCGUGUUUCCCCACGUCCCGGGCAUUCUCAUCCUGCAUCCCAACAUUGCCCUCCCCAUAUUUGAGUCCCCCUUCCCCGAAAGCAGCUCCCUGCGCCUGCCCCCACCCCAUCGCACCCCCCAGCAACUCCCCAAGUGCCUGUGCCCCACGUCCCUUCCUCAAUGAGCAGGUCCCACAGCCCUUGCCCCCCCCCAGGGACUCCCCUGAGCAUGUGCGCCCCGUCCCACCCUGGCCCCGAGAGCAGCUCCCAGGUAGCGCUUCCCAAAACUUGCCUCCUCAGAAGAUCCCCCUGCCCUAGCCACCCUCCCUGCCCCCCAGAGCGGCUCGCCUCCCCCCUGUUUUCCGAGCUGGACCGGGGUGGUCGUGGGGCAGAGGCUGCCAGCGCCAGGUGGUUCCUGGGGUGAUGCUGGCAAGUGGUGCCUGUCCCACGGGAGCUGCGUUGGCGGGAUGCACCAUCCACCCCACAAUGUUUUAAUGGGAGACAGGACACUGGACCAGCCUUUGGGCAGAGGCUGGACUGCCUCAGGGACGCGGGGACCCCUGCAGCGUCAGAGGCCGUCGCCGUUUUGUUGGCGACUGGAUUUUAUAGUGGCCAGGGGGGAUCCUGGGGUCGAGCUGAGCCUCUGGCCGGGGCAGGGCAGGGCAGGAGCCCCCGCCCAGAGCACGGCUGUGGACAGAGGCUCCCGCCUUGUAUAUAUUUCUCUUGCUGUGAUUUGUAUUAAUUUAUUACGGAGUGAGCCAGGAAUUCCCCACGGCCAGGCAGGCAGGAUGGUGCCGAGACUGGACUGGGGUGCCCCCCUGCUUUGGGAGCCCCCUCCAGCCCAGCCCAGCCGGCCCCGCUGCCCCGGGAACUGCAUGUUUCUGCCAGGCGCCCUGUCCCCGCAGCGCCGCGCCGCCAUCCCCCUUUUCAGUCUCUUUUGUAAAUGUG